Molecule: messenger RNA, 2793 nt
Organism: Lachancea dasiensis
Lineage: Eukaryota; Fungi; Ascomycota; Saccharomycetes; Saccharomycetales; Saccharomycetaceae
Source: the annotation of a GenBank genome assembly
AUGAGCAAUGAAGGACGUCCUGAUCAAAUUCGCGAUGAGGACGCCGAAGAACAGGUAGCUGGCGAAGAAAAGCCAGAAAACUCUUCUGAGCUUCAAUCCUCCAACUUGGCUCCAAACCUUGAUAUGAACAGAGUUGAGAAUUCGCCCGGACCCUUAACUCCACAUGUUCUGAUUCAAUGGUUGCCGAAAGAGCUUGUUUUCACUAGCUUUGACGCCUUCGACAGUAAUCUAUAUCUAGGAACCGACCAAGGAGACCUGCUGCAUUAUUUUGAGAUGGAACCCGGGAAUUACAUGUUAGUGUCGCAAACUAAAGUAGAUGGUGAAAAAAACGACACUGUGGAAAGUAUUAAAGCUCUCUCUCUUAUUGAAAUUGCUAUAGUUCAAUGCCCUGGAACAUUGCAUUUCUUUCUGCUGCCUGAAUUUGCCCCUGUUCCCAACAUGGAGAGUGUACGAGGUGUAAGCGAUUUUGAAAUCUUGAGGUACUCUUCAACUACAAACUCUUACAAAGUCCGAUUAUUCAGUUCAGAAGGCGUCAGAAAUGCUAGCAUAUCAAGUAAAAAAGUGUCUGUGUCUGACUUUGUCUAUUCGGGGCCGGUAAAAAGAGCCAGAACGCAUCAUAAAUCCAUGAUGGCAUCUGAUGGUACUAAUUACCAGCUCAUAGACUUAAAAACGGGGAGUGAGUUGCCGCUUUUUCACGUAAGCGAGACAACUGCGAAUUUGAAACCGGUAAUUGCAUCGUAUAGAGAAGGCGAGUUUCUUUUGGCUUGCGGAAGCUCGGCAGAUGAAGGUGCUAUGGGGCUGGUUGUGAAUUGCCAGGGAGAUAUAACACAAGGAACAGUUGCAUUCGAAAAAUUCCCGCUGGACAUAGUAGUAGACUUACCUUUUAUUAUUGUUAACAAUGGCACAUAUGGAAUUCCCAUAUAUCGAAUUGAACACAAUAGUGAACCGAAAAUGGAGCAGAGAUUUUGGAGUAGCGAGGGUGCUAUGCUCCGUUUAGUUAAAUGCAGCCGUUCUUUUCCCAUCAAAAAUUCUGCGCAGCAAUCUCAAAUACUUGAGAUGCUUAGACUUGUACCUCUAUCAUCAGGUAACCAUCAGUUCAGAAUUGACCAGGAGCGCAAUUUUAUCCUCAGCGAGUAUGAGGAAGUGACGUCCUUGGUAUUAUUUUCAGCCGCAGGAAUCUACCUAUUAAGCAAGCAAUCAGCCAUUUUACAGUUUCCGGACUAUAGUGAAACGACAAUGGAAAAUAUUGGCGCGUUUCUGGAAGCUAUUCAGGAAUCUGGUCAUUUCAGCAAGUUUCAGAGGCUUGAAGUCGAAUUUCUUCAAAUUUUGCAUCUUCUUCUUAGGACCUUACAUUCUCCUGUGAUUGAUGAUAACGUUGUCUCUCAAUGGUGUACCCAUUCUUCUGAAGUUGACGUUCGUAUCUUCCUGCACUUGUGCGAUAUCAAGAUCUUCGGCGAUCCUUGGAUUCCUAACGGUCUUGCAGGAUUUAUAGCCGAGACUAGACUGCUGAAGCUGAAAAACAAUUUUACAAAUUAUUUAGAGCUCAUGGGUCGCUUUCGGUCUAAGCUCCGAGACCAAAAUUUUGACGGUCUAAAAGAUAGAGACAAUAUAUUUCGAAGUAUUGAUGUUGCUGUUGUUCAAUAUUGUGUGGAAAGUGAUGCGCGUGUGGAUAUAGGUGGAUGCGAACAAUCCAGCUAUUCAGAUAUGCUCCUGGCACUCAGGACCAAGGAAAAGAGAUAUGAGUCAGUUAUCUAUGAUAUUUGCUACCGCUUAGAAGAUUAUAUCGAAUGUCUCAAAAUUCUUAGGGAGCAAGGUUCCUAUCUCAAGAUGAGUAAAUUCAUAUUAGAUAACUUAAGCAGGCUAGAACACUGUGAUGGUUACAAAGAAGAAGACCUAUUGGCGGAUAUCAUAUUUUUGACAGAAAUGUCCUCGUCAUCAGCGAAGUGGGACGAGGUGAAAGAAGACAUUAAGAAGAUUUUAAAGGAGACUGGGCUUGAUGUCAAGGAUCUAGUUGCAGUGAGUGAGAGUAGCGCCACAAAGGUUAAUCUUCUUGAGCACUUAGGGACUAGUGAUAUCGAUGACAAGCAAUUCAUGAUAGAGAAUUAUCUCUCAAGUAUAAAAAACCUUAUGGAGGUUGAAAACCUUUGGGAUUUUUUUGCUCAAAUUUCCAGCACGUAUACACAAGACCUCGACUACUUGAAGCCAUCUCUGAAAACAUACCUGGAGAUAAAAAUAAAAGAAAAUCCUAACUGCAACAAUUUGCAAGCAGUUUGUGAGAAGCUAAGAACCUUGGUGUAUGAAGGGGAGAAUGAACUGGUUUUUGCAGCCGUACUGAAAAAAAUUGAGACAUUCGAUAUAGCACAAUUACUGUCAUUGUAUCUUGUCAGAGACGUCGAUAAGCUCACGGUGUUUGGAGAUAAUGUGCUAGAAAGGUCAAUGGAUUUCAAUGACUUCGAAACUAUCAAUGAAAUCGUGAAUGAGAAGGAAGUAGCUCGAAUUUUGAAGUAUUACUUGGGGCUAAAGUCAAAAAGGGAUUCCCUUAAAUUGUCUGAAGCUCUUUUGACAAAACACUUGAGCACAAUAAAGUCAAAUGAGCAACUGCUCGAAAUUAUGGACUUAAUUCCAUCUGAUUACGAGAUAGUCACCAUAAUCCAUGCGUUAACUCCUUUGCUGGCAAGAUUUGACAAUAUUUGUGCGCAGCAAGACUUGCACAAGGCUCUUCUGAAGCAAGAGAUUCGCAAAAUUACGAGGGUGCUCGAAGGAGUAGGUAUACAGGACAAUUUACAGGAAUGA